This is a messenger RNA of Paramecium sonneborni, 538 nucleotides long. The record is from the annotation of a GenBank genome assembly. Lineage: Eukaryota; Ciliophora; Oligohymenophorea; Peniculida; Parameciidae.
GAAUACCUGAUGCAGAAAUAUUUGGAGAAGCUGCAAGGUAAAUUGUAGAAGCAUGUGAAAAGAAUGAUUUAGGUUUUAUAUAAAGAGAAGGAUGCUUAAUAUUACUUAAUACUUAUAAUAAUCCAUAGUUAAUAAAAUAGUUAAUUUAAAAUUUAGACUCUGCAUCUAAAAAGAUUUCAACAUUUUAGAGUUAAAUAGAAGAAAACUCAGAAAGUUAUAAAAUCAAUUCUUUUAGGAACUACUUGUCUUACCAUAUACAACAGCAAAAUAAUUAAUGGUUCCAUUUUAGAUAUCGAUCCAAAAACAUAUUCAUAUGAAUUCUCAGCAUAUUUGACAACUGUAGAUACUAAUAAAACAAUAGAUUCAUUAAUUUAAUUGAAUUGUCAUGAUCACAAUUAAAAAAUCUAGGUAAUUUGCUGUGAUAGAUCCCCAAAUAAAGAUAAUGAUUAUGAGGAAAAUGUUUAAUCAUUCAUAAAUGUAAUGCUGGAUAAAGAAUUAAAUUGAAGACUUUUGCUUAAGAUCAAGCUGCAGUAAUUGA